AUGCCUGAUGGAGCAUCCAUCUCUGCUUCAUCCUCUGAACCGGAUUGCUUAGUAAGCACUCACAAUACCUCCACAUUCAUUGCUUUUCAAUUGGUCAAUAAGAUUUGUGGCCGUCUAAUCAGAACACCUACACAAAGCCCCCGUUGUUCUUUUGAUGGAAGCAAAGAGAAGCAUGGGAUGAAGAUCUCUCCCAGAAACGAUGAAGAGACACUUGCCAACAGAAGAAAAGAAUUUAUCAACAGUCUUCGACUGUACAGGACGUUCUAUGGGGGCCUGGCUGAUGAGCUUUGUGCUAAUGAAUUAGCUGCUGCUGAUGGACUGCCGUGCUGGAAUGGGGAAGAUAUAGUAAAAAGCUAUACUCAGCGUGUGGUUGGAAAUGGAAUCAAAGCCCAAUCUGGAAAUCCCGAAGUCAAAGUCAGAGGAACUGAUCCCGUGAUAAAUCAAAUUAUUGAUAAACUGAAGCACGUUAUUCAGGUGGAACCAUAUGGAAUUGUCAAUAUUGAGCCUUUUUUGACCUAUACAAAUGGUGAUCUUAUGUGUUUCCACCUAAGACAUAGCAGCUCAUUAAAUAUGUGA
This is a messenger RNA of Mirounga angustirostris (Northern elephant seal), 576 nucleotides long. RefSeq names its product glypican-5. The transcript has 6 exons. Bases 1 to 576 code for a protein of 191 amino acids. The record is from RefSeq and is a predicted model, not a curated record. Lineage: Eukaryota; Metazoa; Chordata; Mammalia; Carnivora; Phocidae. Gene Ontology annotation, cellular component: extracellular region; cell surface; plasma membrane. Gene Ontology annotation, biological process: cell migration; regulation of protein localization to membrane; positive regulation of canonical Wnt signaling pathway.